AUGCGCGCCGCGGGAGGAAUUUUGCUGGCCAUCUCGAAUGUUCCAGAAGUGUGCAUGUGGGUAGAGACGUCUAAUACAAUCUACGGUCGAACGUCAAAUCCGUAUGACGCUCGCCGAAUGGCUGGUGGGAGUAGUGGAGGCGAAGGAGCGCUGCUUGGUGCCGCUGCCAGUGUGAUCGGAGUGGGAAGCGAUAUAGGAGGUUCCAUCCGUAUGCCAGCCUUUUUCAAUGGUGUUUUUGGCAUGAAAACCACUCCAGGAGUUAUUCCUCUGGAUGGCCAUAUCCCAGCAGCCACACAAUAUAAAGCUCAAAUGCUCCGAAUAGGACCUAUUUGUCGAUUUGCUGAAGAUAUUCCAUUGUUGGUCAAGGUGAUGGGUGGCGAUCGUGUUCCAUCUUUGAAUCUCGAUGAGCCUGUAUCAAUGCGAAAAUUACGUAUCUUUUACAUGGAAGGUCUCAGUGAUGUGCUGUUGACGCGCCCACUGAGCAAGGACAUGAGAGCAACUCUUCGAAAGGCUGUCAAUUAUUUUGAGCGCAAGUAUGAUCUUGUUGCUCAUCGCAUGGAUAUACCUUUGGCUCGUUCUGCUAUUGAAAUGUUCCUUGUCAGCAUGUACAUCAAGGGCGGCCCUAAACUGUCUGAAUACAUGUUGUGCUCUGAGGGUUCUAAAGGUCAAGUCAACCCAUACUGGGAGUUGUUGAAAUUACUCAUGGGUAAAUCAAAUCAUACUCUGCCGGGGAUUUUCGGAGCAAUAAUCGACAACACUGAUGCAUUGAGUGACGAACAGAAGAAAGAGGUAUGCUACAAGCGUGAUAGGCUAGUCCGCGAACUGAAGGAAUUACUAGGUUCAGAUGGCAUAUUUCUGUUUCCAAGCUGGCCGUGCACAGCUCUGUACCACCAUGAACCACUUUUUUGUCCACUAAACUUUGGAUAUACGGCUUUGUUCAACGCCAUCGCUUUCCCGGCCAUCGAAUGUCCGAUGGGUUUGGAUAAGAAUGGAUUGCCGCUUGGAGUACAGAUAGUCGCUGCACCAAAUUCGGAUCGAAUUCUCAUCGCAGCUGCUAAGGAUCUCGAGGAAGGCUUCGGCGGUUGGGUGCCGGCUGGACCACUCUAA
Messenger RNA from Ostertagia ostertagi, 1107 nucleotides. The record is from the annotation of a GenBank genome assembly. Lineage: Eukaryota; Metazoa; Nematoda; Chromadorea; Rhabditida; Trichostrongylidae.